Osmia bicornis bicornis is the source of this 2712-nucleotide messenger RNA. It is a transcript of the gene Hsl, whose product is annotated as hormone-sensitive lipase. Gene Ontology annotation, cellular component: cytosol. The record is from RefSeq and is a predicted model, not a curated record. Gene Ontology annotation, biological process: triglyceride catabolic process; cholesterol metabolic process. Bases 505 to 2688 code for a protein of 727 amino acids. Gene Ontology annotation, molecular function: sterol ester esterase activity; triacylglycerol lipase activity. The transcript has 12 exons. Lineage: Eukaryota; Metazoa; Arthropoda; Insecta; Hymenoptera; Megachilidae.
ACUUUCCAAUUACCAAAUGGAAAGUUUGCAGUAAGCUUUAUAUAUUCUUUAAAAAAAGAAUAUGAUUACAGUAAAAAAAUUAGAUAACGAAAUUCUCAAAAAAAUAUUGCCAUUCCUUUGUCCUGGAUAUCUCUACAUAUGAUUAAUUUAUCCACCGCCUGGUACGUAACCAUGAUAACUGCAGAACUGUCAGUUGCUCAUUAGCCCGACAAAGUUGCUACCGAGUUGUUUUAAUUCCCAUAAGAAUUAUAAUUGCUACCGAGAUAAAAGAUUACACGUAUAGCUGUGAUACAACGAUAUUGAUCCAAGAAACAAUAUGGCGACUCCAAUAGAGAUCUAAGAAAUGUCAAAUCCAAAAUAAAAGCUGAUUUCUAACGUAGAAUAUAGUGUUCACUAAAGAACUGAUUUAAAGAUGCAUUAUGUAGUGUAAAUUGACAAUUCUGAAUAACUUGCUCUACAGUUAUUGUCUAUUUUGAAACAUUUAAUUAAAAGAUUUAUUGCUAAAUGACUAAAGAGGGGGCAGCUCAAAUGUCGUUUGAUGAUGAUUUUAAGAAAUUUGAAAAUAUAGAACCUCUGCAAUGGGGAGCAUUGAGAGAAUUAUGCCAGGCUAAUGAAGAAUUCUUUGUGUCGCAUCAAGAUGAAAAUGGUGUUAGGAUCAGAGGUGCAGUUUUAGCAAUAUUAGAACAUUUAACUCAGCUGCAACCUCUGUAUAAACAACUUAGCAAGAUUGCACCAAUGUAUGAUUACGAUAUACAAACACCUGCCAAUGGAUAUAGAAGUUUUUUAAUUUUAGUAGAUAGAUGUAUUGCGCAUUCGCGUUUAGUUUGUCAUCAAAUAUAUUGUCAAAAGGAUUCUAUGUUUUUUCGUAAAAGUUAUCAUAUGAGAGAAAUAGAGGCAUGUUCACAGUUGCUGGCAUCUUUGUGUACUUGUUUAGAACACUUACAAACUCUGUCUUCAUGGAGCGAUUCAAUGAUAGAUGGAAAACCAUCUCUUUUUAUAGGAGAUGCUCACAGUCCUCAGGAAAUUUUAAACAAAGUAGAUAGCAUUAAUCAGUAUUGUUUUUAUGGCAGGUGUUUAGGGUUUCAGUUUCAUGAUAGCUUGAAGCCCAUUUUAAAAACUAUAAUGGUUUGUAUGGCAACAUUUAGCGAGGCAUUCUAUGCUAAUGGUACAUUAUUAGCACGUUGCGCUAAUUCUGUUAAAUACAUGUUAGACCCUGAAGCAAGGGCGCGUCGUAUCGUUGAUAUAUCCCAACACGCUGAUAUAUCAUUUUGUCAAGCCUUUUGGUUCCUCAAUGAAUCUGAUAUAACACGCAGAUUACCGAAUAUAACAUCACCGUCUUUGGCAAUAAAUCAAAUAAUUUCAAUUCCACCCGAAGGAUUAUCGAUACUUGCAUUAGAUGGGACAACUGUGCAAAUUCCAGUACCGCACAGUCAUAUUGGAAAGAAACCGAUACACGUUAGAUUGUUAAGCUCGAAACGUCGUUUGGGAAUGGUUGGUUCAGGUGGAGUAGGCGGAGAACUGCAUAAAUCAUCGGACGAGUUGAUUAUUCAUUGUCAUGGUGGAGGUUUCGUUGCGCAAACUUCACUGUCUCAUGAAACAUACUUAAGGGCUUGGGCUAUCAAUCUCGAUAUACCAAUUUUAAGUAUAGACUACAGUUUAGCACCCGAAGCCCCGUUUCCUCGUGCAUUCGAAGAAGUAUUAUACGCAUAUGCAUGGGCUUUAAAUCAUGCAAGUACAUUGCUUGGAAGUACUGCUAAAAAAAUACUUCUUGUCGGUGAUUCUGCCGGAGGUAAUUUAAAUCUGAGCGUCACUUUGAAAUGCAUACUAUUGAAUAUUCGAAAACCAGACGGUAUAUUUAUGGCAUAUACACCGGUACUCGUUGAUUUUGUGCUAUCACCAUCGCGGUUACUUUGCCUAACUGAUCCACUACUGCCUAUGGGAUUUCUUAUACGUUGCCUGAAAGCAUACACCGCUUCGGAUACCAAAAAAGUUACACGGGAGAGAGAAGGUGAUGUUGCCGAAUGUACAAAGUCAGACACAGAAUCUUUUGCUGAAGUAAGCGAAAGUGAUUUAAUAGCAUUAGCUCUGAGUCCAAAUGGAGAUGAAACAAAUGAUGCACACAAGUUAGCAUCUUUACCAUCUGACUCUACUUUGAAUUCUGUUAGUUUAACUGAAGUUGAUGGAACAGAACAUCUACGGGAAGAAGUGAAAUCUCAAGAAUAUAUAAAAAAGUUUUUAGGAAUGAAUUUAAAUUCAUCGACACAUGUAGGGAACGGUGCUGUUAAUACAGAUAAUAAUUCAAAACAUGAUAGAUCGUGGUCAUUUUUUGGUUGGUCUCUUACGGGAAGGCACAGAGAAUCUAGGGAGCUUGAUAUAGAAAACGUGAAAAGUCCUUUGGAAGAAUUUGUAUUUACAGUACCCAGGGAUCCAUUUUUAAGUCCUUAUCUUGCAGCAGAUAAUCUUUUAGCAAAACUACCACCUGUUACAAUGCUGACAAUGGAGCUCGAUCCGUGCCUCGAUGAUUCUAUUAUGUUUGCAAGAAAAUUACGAUUGCUUGGUGUAUUGGUUACGCUGGACGUAUUGCCAGGAUUACCACACGGAUUUUUAAAUUUAAUACCGGUUUCAAAAGAAGCAAGCGAAGGAUCAGAUUUAUGUGUGAAAAGAAUUCAGGAGCUACUAGCAUUAUAAUUAUACAUGCAUCUAGCAAAAUAC